AUGCUGCUGGGGAGCGGGAUUCAGUCGUUUGUUUCCGAGAAGCUAGCUGGAAGAGAUGCGAUGGAGGGAGGUCGAUCGAUGAAGGGGAGGCCGAGCUUCGUCUGCGAGCUUCUCAUAGGAUGCGGCGACCAUUUGUUUCCGAGCAGCCGCAGGAGGAGAUGCGGCGGUCGAUCGAUGAAGGGGAGGGCGAGCUGGAGGAUAUGCGUCGGCGAUUGGAGGAGUGCGUCGGCGAGCUGGAGGAGAUGCGGCGGUCGAUCGAUGAAGGGGAGGCCGAGCUGGAGGAGAUGCGUCGGCGAUCUGGAGGAGUGCGGCGGCCGAGCUUCUCGUGGGAUGCAGCGGCGUUUGUAUGGAGUGGAGGAAGGAGUUCGAUGGAGCUUGGAGGAGACUGCUGGGGAUAGGGUUUUCAAUGCCAAAAACGACAUCAAGGGCUGCGUGUAG
Linum trigynum is the source of this 438-nucleotide messenger RNA. NCBI's taxonomy places the organism in Eukaryota, Viridiplantae, Streptophyta, Magnoliopsida, Malpighiales, Linaceae. The record is from the annotation of a GenBank genome assembly.